GCCAGGCUCCCAAGAGCUCCGGGAGCCCGAGACGGCCGCAGCCUUUACGCAGCUUGGUUUCCUGGCGCUGGGGGAGGGCGCAGCCGGGAAGUCCCAGAGCAGCGGUGUCAGGUUCUCCACGAAGGAGGGACUGGGCCAGAGUCCUCGCGAGGGCCCGAGGCGUGGUCCCCUAAGCUGGGCCGGAGCGCGGGCCGCUGACGCCACUGGGGUGAGGCUCGGUGCAUCCAAGGGGAGCUGCCCUCCGUGCGGGGAGACCUGGUCUGCGCGGCGGGCGUGCCAGUUCCCCGCACCCAUGGCAGCGGCCAGAGAGCCGGAGUUGCCGCAGGAAGCCCCCGCCACGGAACCCGCGCCCCCGCCGGCCUGCCGCUUCUUCCUGGAAGGCCGCUGCCGCUUCGGCGCCCGCUGCCGCCAGCCCCACCCUGGGGCGCCGGCGCCGCCUGGCCGCGAGGCGCAGCGGGAGGCCGGGGCCAAAAAGCCGCCGCUGCGCACAGCCGCGGACGUCAUCCAGCGCAUCCGCUGGGACCCGCGCCUCGACCCCGCCGACUUCUCGGUAGGCUACGUCGACCGCUUUCUGGGCGUGCGCGAGGAGCCCUUCAGCGCCUUUUGCUGGGACCAGCCGCUGGCGGCGCUCGGACCGGGCGUGCUGGCAGUGCCCCAGCACCGCGUGCGCUUCUUCCGCUUCCGCGGCCGCCUUGUGUGGGACCGCGCCUCGCGCACCGACCUCGUCUUUGGCUCUGGCUCGGCGGCGGGACGCGGGCCCACCAUCCUGGACGCACCGAACACCGAGGGCGCCCACGGGGCGGAGGGUGCCAAGUGGACACUGGCGGGGACAGGUCAGGAGGCCCAGCCUGCCCCCAAGCGAGGGAGCACAAGGCCGCUCUGCACAGGGCACCAGGAACCAGGCGAGGAGGAACCGGGAGAGCUAGAGGCGGCCCAGGAGAGGGCGCUGGGCACAGCUGCUGAUUUGGGAACACUGGCCCCAAGAGGACUCCUCGCAGGAGUGACUGAGGGGGCACUGAAGCCAACAGCAGCCGCCAGGACCACAUUGCUGGGGGGCAAGGAAGCACAGGCCCUGGCAGUCCCCGGGGGCUCCGCUGAGGAGACAGAUGCCGAGUGGGGUCAUGGGGCCUGGCCCGAGGACAAAGGGGCCCGCCUUAGUGUUGCAGCCCCUUGCCAACCGCGCCCCACACAUUUUGUGGCCCUCAUGGUGACCGAGCCUGGGCUACAAGCAGAAGUGACCAAAGCCCAGGAAUACCUGGUCCGCGUGGCCCCACACUGCGCCAACUUCCUAGUGCCUACCCAGAACCUACACCUGACCCUGGCCCUGCUGCGACUAGCAGGCGCUGGGGAGGAGGCGGCUGCCAUCAGAGCUCUGAGACGGGCCCUCUUGGCCCCAGGGCUAAAUGCACCCCCUCAGCUGAGCUUUAGGAAGCUGGUCCUCCUGGGCCCGCAUGUGCUUUGUGCCCCACCCUCUCCCACAUUGGAAGGCAUGGCACAGGUGCUGAGCCAGAGGCUGGAAGCUGAGGGGCUGAGUACGCUACAGUCUCCAGGGCAGCUGCACCCCCACCUCACCGUAGCCAAGGUGCCCCAUGGUUCCCAGGUCCACCUCCCCAAGCUGGAGUUCACCCUCAGCCAGGAAGUGGGGUGCCAGCCCCUGCAGACACUCUGGCUGUGCCGUAUGGGGAGGACAGGGGGGCCUUUCCAGCCCCUGGCUGAGAUCCCCCUGGAGUGACACCCCCAGACCUCUGGAGGAGACAAUGGAUGCAAACAGCCCACACAGGAAAGACAAAGCAGGAGCGUGCGCUCUCUCUCUCUCUCUUUAAUUUUGGUUUCUCUCAAGCUUCCAAAUGGUGCUCAGUGCUCCAAGGAAAGGAAGGAAGGAAGGAAAGGGAGGGGAGAGGAGGGGAAGGGGAGGCAGAGGAGGAACAUCUGGAAAAAAAGCAGCCUGACAGUCCAGCUGUUUGCAAACUCAUAGCACAUCCUCCAGUUACAUGGCAGAAGAGGGAGGGAGGGAGGGCCAAAAAGAAAAGGGAGAGGAGGAAGAAAAAUAACUUAAAUAAACACACACACAAAGAAAAGAGAAGGCAACAUGACGUGAGCUGGUGAUCCAUGAAGGCAGGGAGGGAGGGGAACCAUUUUACCUGUGCUGAACCAAGGGAGGAAUGCGGAGAGGAGGGAGGGAAAGGGGAAAAAAAAAUCAGAAGAAACAUUGGGGGCAGAGGGAGGAGGGGACACGGAGACAACUUUAUACAACUUGAGACGAGGCGGCCCGGCCGGCGUGUCCUCAGUGCGAUGUGGCGGCGGAGAAUCUGGUGCUGGUGGUGCUGGCACUUCAGGGUGGGGGGCCGAGGACGGGCACAGUCUCUAAGCAGCUCCCCUCACCCCAAACACGGAGGCCCCAAGGGGCUGGGAACAAGAGUCUGUGGCGAAGCAGGUGAGGCAGCGGGCGGUGGGCGGGCUUGCUGGGUGCCCCCGCCGCAGGUGGGCACGGGCUGGACGGCCUGUCUUCUUUCCACUGGCCCCCCGGCAUGGGAUGGGCCAGGGCGCCGGGUCAGGUACCGGAGUGCAAGCUCGAAAGAGAGAGAGAGAAAACACUGAGACA
This is a messenger RNA of Symphalangus syndactylus (siamang), 2602 nucleotides long. It is a transcript of the gene LENG9, whose product is annotated as leukocyte receptor cluster member 9. The record is from RefSeq and is a predicted model, not a curated record. Gene Ontology annotation, molecular function: metal ion binding. NCBI's taxonomy places the organism in Eukaryota, Metazoa, Chordata, Mammalia, Primates, Hylobatidae.